UUAUGUUUCUUUCGUUUUCAUUUCCCGGAAGGCUCGGAUGUGAAAAUAGUAGAGUAUUAUUUCUUCGAAAGUUAUAUUCAAUCUUCAUUUAAAAUGGAGUUUGGGGAGGUUUGAUCUGCAGUUUAUUUCAUUUAUUGGACGAGUUAUAUGUCUGCUUAUAAGGAUAUCAUCCUGUUUUUUCGUACAGUCGAACAGAUAAAAGACAUUUCCAUGGAGAACAUUUCCCCGUCACCUUUGGUCAAGCAAGAAAACAGAGCAAACAGUCCUACAUCCAUAAUGCAUGCAGGGCAAGUCAACAGUCCACUCAGUGUGCAUCACCCCCCCCUAAACCAGCUUCCUUUGGUCAGUCCUCCCACUCAGGAAGACCUGUGGCAUCUACCUGGAAGGCUGCGAAUAAACCCAUCUCUGUGGGAUAAGGAGGAUGUUGCCCACUGGCUCCACUGGGCUCAGAAGGAGUACUCACUGCGCCGGCCUGAAAAGGGACGCUUUGAGAUGAACGGUCGAGCCCUGUGCCUGCUCACCAAGGAAGACUUCAGACGCCGCUGUCCCAGCUCAGGUGAUGUUCUGUAUGAGAUCCUACAGUGUGUAAAACAGCAAAGGAGGAGUGUUGUCUGUGACCCCCCAAAUACGUCUCCCUCCAUGGCAACUGGACACAUCCAGAGCCCAGUAAGCUGCCAGAUACCCCCUCAGAGUGUCCAAGAGCCCCAGCCUCCCACGGUCAAUGACACCCAAGUUUCCCUCGCUUUCACAACUGCAGUGUCGGCAGCUGCUGUAACCACUGUGACCAACCAUCCACAGCCCAUGCCACCUCUCAGAAAUCGUCCCCUGAUCCUUUACACGUACCCUGCUCCACUCACACAUAGUAAUGGAUCAGCAGCUGUCUCUACAUUGCUCCACAACCAAGUCCAGUGUCCUCCCCAAACAGAGAGCAUCACCCAGGAGCCGCUCAACCUGUCCAGUCGAGAGGAGCCAAGGAGCCUGCUGCACAAAGCCAACGGCCGCAUCCCAGAGUGCAGACUGCUGUGGGACUAUGUGUAUCAGCUGCUGUGUGACGACCGUUACCAAGAAUACAUCCGAUGGGAAGACCAGGACAGCCUGGUGUUCAGGGUGGUUGACCCCAAUGGACUGGCACGUCUCUGGGGAAACCACAAGAACCGAGACAAUAUGACCUAUGAGAAAAUGUCCCGUGCUUUGCGGCACUACUACAAGCUCAACAUCAUCAAAAAGGAGCGGGGACAAAAACUCCUCUUCAGGUUUCUGAAACUCCCACAGGGCAUCAGGAAACCGCAGGCUGACCCUGCCGAGUCACCAGAACACACCCCACCACAGGACGGGGACUUUCCAGACAACAGUCCUACACAUGAGUUCAGUGAGGACCAUUUUGAGGUUUCCCCUGAUCGUGCUUCUCCACAGCCUCCUGCAUAGUAAAAAACUGUGUAUUAAAUGUCCUAAAUACAAUACAACACAAAUUAUUACAGAAUAAAAUGGAGAUUGUCAGAAAAUAACCCAUGUAUGUACAGGUUUAACAAAAUGCACUGUUAGAUAUAUUGUUUGGAAUUUUUGCACCUUGAGAUUGCUUUUCAUUUUGCUAUGAAUCAAUGUGUCACUGUGAUCAGAAUGAACACUAAUAUUAAGGGAUGAGGAAAACUGUGAAAGAAAUCACAUUAAUAUUCAAAGAGCCAAAUAAUCAACAGAACUUAAAUCUUUCAAGGUUGCUCAACACAAGUGCAAUACAAAAGGUGCAUUUUUCAUUUAUUAUAUACUGUAGGUCUUGUCAGUUUGUACAAGUAGUACAGUUUAUUUGACAAAUAUCAAUUUGCUUUAUCAACAUCAAGUCGAGGUAUUUAUUAAGUUUCAAAUUUGAUAGUAUAUAGGUUAAUUGUCACAGUUUUCCAGCUUUGUAAAUAAGUAUUUUGUAUGGUACUUCUCAAAUUUGAUAAAUGAUUUCUGUUUA
Messenger RNA from Siniperca chuatsi (mandarin fish), 1954 nucleotides. It is a transcript of the gene etv7, whose product is annotated as ETS variant transcription factor 7. Gene Ontology annotation, biological process: regulation of transcription by RNA polymerase II; cell differentiation. Gene Ontology annotation, molecular function: sequence-specific DNA binding; DNA-binding transcription factor activity, RNA polymerase II-specific. NCBI's taxonomy places the organism in Eukaryota, Metazoa, Chordata, Actinopteri, Centrarchiformes, Sinipercidae. Gene Ontology annotation, cellular component: nucleus. The record is from RefSeq and is a predicted model, not a curated record. Bases 148 to 1425 code for a protein of 425 amino acids. The transcript is spliced from 9 exons.